AUGACAGCGCCCGCAACCCCGCAGCCCCGCCUGACGCACGGCGCCACGCCGCUCCUGCUCCUCCUGACGGCUCUCGCCACCGCCCUCGCCUGCCACCACCUGCGGCCCGGCGACGACACCUUCCCCUGGGACGGCCUCCGGCUCCUCCAGGCCAUGGCUCCCAGCCCGACACAGCCCUGCCAGCAACACCAGGCGCCCUUCCGCUUCCCCGACACCCUCCUCCACACCAGCCACCCACAGCAAGCCGCCGCCACCGCCCUCCGCAUCCUACAGCACCUCUUCCACACCCUCAGCAACGACAGCGCCCCACAACACUGGGACACCGGCGCGCGCCACCACCUCCUCAACCACCUACAGCACUACAUCCAACGCCUGGAGCAAUGCCCGACAGCCAGCGCCACGCUCUUCAAAAGGCAGCGACUCAGCAUCGACAGGUACUUCACGCACAUCCAGGACUUCCUCCACACCCACAACCACAGCGCCUGCGCCUGGGACCACGUCCGCCUCGAAGCUCGCGCCUGCUUCCAACGCCUCCACAACCUCACCCGCACCAUGCGCCGUUAGCCCAAGC
Falco peregrinus (peregrine falcon) is the source of this 571-nucleotide messenger RNA. Its product is annotated as interferon-like. Bases 1 to 564 code for a protein of 187 amino acids. The transcript has a single exon. Gene Ontology annotation, molecular function: cytokine activity; type I interferon receptor binding. The record is from RefSeq and is a predicted model, not a curated record. Gene Ontology annotation, biological process: positive regulation of peptidyl-serine phosphorylation of STAT protein; natural killer cell activation involved in immune response; humoral immune response. Gene Ontology annotation, cellular component: extracellular region. NCBI's taxonomy places the organism in Eukaryota, Metazoa, Chordata, Aves, Falconiformes, Falconidae.